AUGGCAGCUGAAUUCAAAACCCUACCGGACGGGCUCAGGUUGGCAACAGCGGCUCACGUGAAGUACGUCCAGAGUCUGGACACCCGCAAGGAUGAGUACGACUACUGGCUGACGGAGCACCUGCGCCUGAGCGGCAUUUACUGGGGCUUGGUCGCUCUCCAUCUACUCGGACACCCUGAAGCGCUUCCCCGUGUCGAGACGAUCGACUUCGUUCUCUCGUGCCAGCACGAGAACGGAGGGUUUGGGGCCGCGCCCGGCCACGACGCUCACAUGCUGUAUACAGUUAGUGCUGUACAGAUUCUGGUGAUGAUUGACGCCUUGGAUGAGCUGGAGGCGCGCGGCAAGGGGAAAGCUCAAGUAGGCAAGUUCAUCGCGGAUCUCCAGAACCGCGAAAGCGGUACGUUUGCAGGUGAUGAAUGGGGCGAGGAGGACACCCGCUUCCUCUACGGUGCGUUGAACGCCCUGUCUCUCCUGGGUAUGAUGUCGCUCGUCGAUGUCGACAGAGCUGUCCAGCACAUCGUCGCCUGCACCAACUUCGACGGCGGCUACGGCGUGAGCCCUGGCGACGAAUCGCACUCCGGCCAGAUCUUCACGUGCGUAGCGGCGCUCGCCAUCGCAGGACGGCUAGACCUGGUCGAAACGGACAAGCUCGGGAGAUGGCUCAGCGAGCGGCAGGUCGCGGGCGGUGGGCUGAACGGGAGGCCUGAGAAGGAUGAGGACGUCUGCUACAGUUGGUGGGUGCUGAGCAGCCUGGAGAUCAUCGGGCGGACGCACUGGAUUGACCGACAGAAGCUCACCACUUUCAUCCUCAAAUGUCAGGAUCAGGAACUGGGGGGUAUCUCGGAUCGGCCUGGAAACACGGUGGAUGUAUGGCACACGUGCUUCGGCAUGACGGGCCUGAGCCUGCUGGGUUAUCCGGGCACGGUGGCGGUUGAUCCGGUAUACUGUAUGCCCAAAUCAACGAUUGACAGAGCGCUGGGGAGGAAGCCGUGA
Molecule: messenger RNA, 993 nt
Organism: Colletotrichum higginsianum IMI 349063
Lineage: Eukaryota; Fungi; Ascomycota; Sordariomycetes; Glomerellales; Glomerellaceae
Product: Prenyltransferase and squalene oxidase
Exons: 2
Coding region: 1-993 (330 amino acids)
Biological process (GO): protein geranylgeranylation
Cellular component (GO): Rab-protein geranylgeranyltransferase complex
Molecular function (GO): Rab geranylgeranyltransferase activity
Source: RefSeq, a predicted model, not a curated record